AUGGAUUUAAUGGAUCCUGUUUCCCUGUUGUUUCUGUUUGGCCUUUUGGUGGCAUUCUUUUUGAAAACAGGCAGUUUCUGGAACACCAGCAAGAAAAAUCUCCCACCAGGACCAAGGCCAUGGCCCCUCAUUGGAAAUCUCCACCUUUUAGAUGUGAAGAGGCCUUACAGAACCCUGUCCCAGUUAUCCAAGAGGUACGGUCCUGUCUUCAGCUUCGAAAUGGGAUUCCAGAAAAUGGUCAUUCUGACGGGCUAUGAGGCGGUAAAGGAGGCUUUGGUGAACCAAGCAGAGGCCUUUGCGGAGAGGCCCAAGCUCCCAGUCUUUGAAAAAAUUAAUAAAGGCUAUGGACUUACAUUUGCUCACGGUGAGAAUUGGAAGGUGAUGCGGCGAUUUGCAUUAACCACCUUGCGUGACUAUGGAAUGGGCAAGAGGACCAUAGAAGACAGGAUUGUUGAAGAAUGCCACUUCCUAAUACGGAAAUUUGAAUCCUACAAAGGAAAACCAUUUGAAACCACUGCAAUCAUGAACGCUGCUGUUUCCAACAUUAUAGUAUCCAUAUUACUUGGCAAGCGAUUUGAGUACGAAGAUCCCACUUUUGUGAGACUACUGAACUUGGUCAACGAAAAUCUCCGGCUUUCCGGAAGUCCCUGCGUCACGCUGUGCAACAUGUUUCCUGCUCUGGGUUUUCUCUCUGGUGGUUACAAGACUGGCCAGAAGAACAUGGAUGAACUGCACGCCUUCAUACAGGCCACCUUCAUAGAAUACCUGAAAAAACUGGAUGUAAACGACCAGAGGAGCUUUAUUGAUGCUUUUCUAAUCCGACAGCAAGAGGAGAAGAAUAAGAAUCGGAGCAAUGAAUUUUUCCAUAAUAAAAACCUAAGGAGUGUUGUGGGUAAUUUAUUUAGUGCUGGCACAGAGACCACUUCGACUACCUUGCGAUGGGGCCUGUUGCUGAUGAUGAAGUAUCCUGAAAUUCAGAAUAAGGUCCAAGAAGAAAUCACAACAGUGAUUGGGUCUGCCCAGCCUCAGAUUGAACACCGAUCAAAAAUGCCGUAUACCGAUGCGGUAAUCCAUGAAGUUCAGAGGUUUGCUAACAUUGUACCUAUGAAUCUGCCACAUGCCACCACUGCGGACGUCACUCUGAAAGGCUAUUUCAUUCCAAAGGGAACCCAUAUUGUCCCACUACUGUACUCAGUGCUGUGCGAUGAAUCACAAUGGGAGAAACCAUAUCACUUCUAUCCUCAGCACUUCCUUGAUUCCGAAGAAAAGUUUGUCAAGAAGGAUGCUUUCCUGCCUUUCUCCGCAGGUCGGCGAGUGUGUGCUGGAGAGACCCUGGCCAGAAUGGAGCUCUUCCUCUUCUUUACGAGUCUCCUGCAGAGAUUCACCUUCCAGCCAGCCCCUGGGAUGUCUAAAGAAGACCUGGACCUCACCCCUGCAGUUGGGCUCACGACACCUCCGAUGGCCUUCGAUUUGUGUGCUUUGCCACGUUCUUAA
Molecule: messenger RNA, 1494 nt
Organism: Gekko japonicus
Lineage: Eukaryota; Metazoa; Chordata; Lepidosauria; Squamata; Gekkonidae
Product: cytochrome P450 2K1-like
Exons: 9
Coding region: 1-1494 (497 amino acids)
Biological process (GO): xenobiotic metabolic process
Cellular component (GO): cytoplasm; intracellular membrane-bounded organelle
Molecular function (GO): iron ion binding; heme binding; oxidoreductase activity, acting on paired donors, with incorporation or reduction of molecular oxygen, reduced flavin or flavoprotein as one donor, and incorporation of one atom of oxygen
Source: RefSeq, a predicted model, not a curated record